This is a messenger RNA of Leptidea sinapis, 2252 nucleotides long. RefSeq names its product chaoptin (gene ltl). The transcript has 9 exons. The record is from RefSeq and is a predicted model, not a curated record. Lineage: Eukaryota; Metazoa; Arthropoda; Insecta; Lepidoptera; Pieridae. Gene Ontology annotation, molecular function: protein binding. Gene Ontology annotation, cellular component: extracellular matrix. Bases 155 to 2125 code for a protein of 656 amino acids.
UAGGAGAAUGGCGUUUGGUCCGCAGUAGUGGACAGUAGUCAGUAGUGAGCUGUGAGCUAGUGACUGAACUAGCCGUAGCCGGAGAGAGUCGAGCGAGACGUAGCGUGUAAGUGUCAGUACUCAGUAGCGCGCCCAGCUCCGAGCGACUCGCACGAUGAUUGCGCUCGCGCUUGUCACUGUUUCGCUGUGGGCACUCGCGUCCCACUCGGGAGCCGGAGCCAGCCUACACUGUGCCAUGCGACGAGAGAUCUCUCCUUGCACCUGCCGCCGAGAGGACACCGGCACCGGAAUCAUCAUCGUCAUCUGCCAACGCAUCGACACCUACCAAGACAUCGCCAAUGCCCUGACCAAAAAGUUCAGCCCGGAGACCAAGAUCAGCCUGGACAUCUCCAACUGCCAGCUACCCGACUUCGAGGACCACAGCAUUAGAGAUCUCGGACUCUCGAUUACCCGGCUCAAGCUCAACUUCGACAAUUUAAGGCAACUCCGAGAAAGUGUAUUCACGAAGCUGGAUUUACUGGACUACUUCAGUUUAUCUGACAACUCCUUAGACGAGAUGCCGCGACGGGUGUUGCGCCAUCUUCCGCAUGUCAAAACCCUUGACCUAUGCCGGAACAAGAUCACCAAACUGACAGAGGACGAUUUUAAGGAUAUACAAAAGUUAGAGCACCUUCUAGUUGCCGACAAUCAAAUAUCCAAGAUCGAAAGACACGCUAUGCCAAAACGGUUAAAGCACGUACAUUUAGGAAUCAACAAACUUCAUAGUUUGAACGGGGCCUUACAGGAUUUAGAUGAGUUGGAAUGGAUAUUUAUAAAUGCAAACAAUUUGAAGACAAUCGAGAAUGAACUACCUGUGAGAGCUAAGAGGUUAACACUUAUACACGCUGCUAAAAACGACCUGCAAAGCCUGCCAAAGGAUUUAAAACAAUUGCAUUCACUAGAAUCUUUGUACUUUUAUACAAAUAACAUCAAAUCAUUAGAUGGUUCACUGCAGAAAUCAAGAAAAUUAAUGACUGUUAGUCUGUCUUUCAACAAAAUUGAAACCUUGGCUGAGGAUGAUUUUGCUGAGGCAGAAAAAUUAGCCGAUUUAGAUAUAGGAUACAACCAGUUAAGAUCGCUAAACGGUUCACUAAGGAGUCUCAAGGCACUAAGAUACCUUAAUUUAACGCACAAUUUUCUCACGGAGUUUUCACUGCAAGAAAUAAAGGGACUGAAACGCUUGUCUGUCAUAGAUCUUUCGCAUAAUAAAAUCAAUAUUAUAACUGGGAAUAUGGAGAACCUUGUCGAUGUUGAAACAAGGGCGCUAGAGCUUCGCUUAGAUCAUAACAAUCUGCUCAAUCUUGGCGGAGCUCUGAUGGGACUUCAUGGUCUAUUACGACUCAACUUAAGCUACAACCGGUUGCAACAGAUUUCAGCAGACGAUUUGAUAGGCUUAGAAGAUCUAAGAUUACUUGAUAUAUCGUACAACCACAUCACGUCGCUGGAAGAAACAUCGAAGACGUUCCUGCCUUAUUUAGAAGAAUUGAUAGCUCAUCAUAAUAAUAUUACGACCCUGGAUAAGGACUUUCAUGGGUUGCCCUCGCUUUGUAUUGCCGACUUGUCAUACAACAAAAUACAAUCAGUCAACUAUGAAGUGGUGUCAAAAUCUCGAUGUAGCAUAAACGGCGUUCCAAGUAUUUUAAAGGUCUACCUACAAGAUAAUCCCGUGCUUUGCGAUGAUCACUUAUACGAGCUUGUUGCUGUUUUGGAGAGUCUUAACACCCGAGUUAGCGGAGAGGCUACGUGUGUCGCCCCGCAGACGACUGCACCAGUUCUAGCACCAGCUCUCAACGACAUUCUCCCUGAUACCCCUGUGAUAGUAGUCACACGUAUGAAUAAUGGUGUGAAAAUACUAGAUAACAGAGAUUCUCAACCAGGACACUUGACAUACCGACGUGUGGGAGCCCUAAUUGGACAUGUUUUGCCUGAACGAGAAGGAGGUCUGCCAGUUCUGGUCGAGCCACCAGUGACGCUUCCGUCCGCGAGCUCAAACGUAGUCGUGAAAUGGCCAGACGAACGAAGAGAACAGUCUCAUCCACUCUCUGAUCACCUUCGUCUGCGCGAUCUCAAUGCAUCACCGCAGUGACUAAUCAAUGCGUGGCAAAUAUGCCAACUAACUAAGUGCUUCGUGAUAGCAAAAAUUUCUUUCAACCAGCAACGAAACUUUUAGAUUCGGUCGGCCCGAAUUAUUAUAAGAGUUAGAUAUAACUGUA